This is a messenger RNA of Oryzias melastigma (Indian medaka), 522 nucleotides long. The record is from the annotation of a RefSeq genome assembly. NCBI's taxonomy places the organism in Eukaryota, Metazoa, Chordata, Actinopteri, Beloniformes, Adrianichthyidae.
AUGGUUUUUUUAGCGUAUUUAUUACUUAUUGGGUUAGUUCUAGGGUUAGCUGCUGUGGCCUCUAAUCCUUCACCAUACUAUGCUGCUUUAGGUUUGGUUGUGGUAGCAGGCAUAGGUUGUGGUGUUUUAGUGGGCCAUGGGGGGACUUUUUUAUCAUUAAUUUUAUUUUUGAUCUAUUUAGGGGGAAUAUUAGUUGUUUUUGCUUACUCAGCAGCUCUAGCCUCCGAGCCUUAUCCGGAAAGUUGAGGAAGCUGGCCAGUCUUACUUCUUAUGGCAGGGUACAGUUCACUGGUUGGGUUCUUUUCAACGUUUGUAUCUGACGGGUGAUUUGAGGGGUCGUGAAUUGUGGUGGAUGAGUUUAGUGAAUUAACUCUAUUUCGGGGGGAUGUGGGUGGAGUAGCACUUAUAUAUUCUUUAGGAGGAGGGAUCUUGAUUCUAGGUGGCUGGGUUUUGUUGUUAACACUUUUUGUGGUUCUUGAAUUAACGCGGGGGUUAAGUCGAGGGACACUCCGGGUUGUUAGG